Molecule: messenger RNA, 1587 nt
Organism: Ectocarpus siliculosus
Lineage: Eukaryota; Phaeophyceae; Ectocarpales; Ectocarpaceae
Source: the annotation of a GenBank genome assembly
AUGGAGUUCGGGGGAGCAGCAGGGGCCUCCGAACCACACGGCUGUCUGAACUUUUUAGACUGCGAAGCAACCGCGGCCGAGAUCUCGUCGGCGCUCCAGAAGAUGCCGAGACUAGAUGCGGCUACGGCUCAAUUGGGGGCAGCUAAGGCGAAAAAGAACGGCAAGGGUCGAGUCGCAGAGGCACCCGGUAACCAGCAGGCAGCAGCAGCGGCGGUGGUGGCCCCAGCAGCCGCAAAGACGGCGGUAGCUGCUGGACACGUGUUACAGCAGCGGCCCCAACACCAAGCCGGCUCGGACAGAAACACCAGCAGCAUGCUGGCGAUGGCGCAGAAGUCCACGAGGACGGCGAAGAACGGACGCGAGCAGCAGCGCGCGCAGAAAAUCAGCGACGUGAUCGACCAGUUGAAGGCGACGCUGGACAAGGCGAACGUCAGCGACGGGUCUUCCUCGAAGCUUCACGUCCUCGUAAGCUGCGAGAGCUACCUCCGGAGCCUGAGGGACAAGAUACAGUGCUACGAGAUGGAGACCAAGCUCCGCCAAGCCGCUCGCGGGCACCGUCAGCAGGCGCCCGCGGACAGCGACACGGCAAGGGCCAGCGGUUCCAGCGUAGACAAUGACGUCAAGAGCUGGGCGGCUAAGGGCAACGCGGAGGUCGUCGGGCCAGCACGAGAAGGAAGCCUGGGCGAUGGCGGUAGCGGCGGGGUCGGCGGGGUCGGUGGCAGCAGCAGCACGGGCUCCGACGGGGACGCGGGCUCGAGCGACAGCGGCGGAGGCUCCACCUCGGCGGGCACCACCGACUCCGGGAGCCAGGACUUCACCACCGACACAACGAGCCGCGGUUUCACGACGGACAGCUCGUUCAGCGGUUACACGGGCAGCCUGGGGAGCGGCGGCGACGCCGGGAGCGCGGACGGCGGCAGCGACGAGUCCGAGGAGGGCACCGCCGGCGCAAGGAUGCGCGUCGUGAACUACUUCGACAUCUUCCGGCUGAGCAACGUGCCGAUGGCCAUCGCCGACAAAGCCGGCGCGCUGGUGGACGUGAACGACGCCAUGCGAGGCUUCGGGCGGAUCAACCAGGAGACCGUCAGCACGCUCACCGUCCGGUCCCUCGUAGCCCCCGAGAGUGCUCAGGCACUGCAAGACGCGAUGAGCGGUAUGCUGUUGGCAGCAGCAGCCUCGAGCCCUUCCGAGAGCCCGGUCCCAUCCCCGCAGAUUGGCGCGCAGCCGUUCCUGGCGAACGCGGGCAUCGGCAACAGGCCGACCCUUCUGACGGUAUCGCUCGUGUUUGACGAGGGCGGCGAGGCUAGCGCGUUCCACGUUGCCCUCAUCCCGAGGACCACCGGCACUGGCGACGGGGGGGGCAGCAGCAGUAGCUGUACAGAUGGCGGUGGUGAUACCGACGGCUUGGCUGCUUCCCGCGAACGACACAGUACCGAGUACAACGCUGAUGCGCCCGAAUUCAGCGUCCAGGCGGAGAAGGGGGAGGGGGGGGGGGGGUGCUCGGCGCGGAAGAGAGGGCGAGCGCGUAGUUGGGAUGCGGGAGGCCAGAGCAAAUCUCAGAAGCGACGGUCGGGGCAAGCAUUGUAA